Symbiodinium sp. CCMP2592 is the source of this 924-nucleotide messenger RNA. The record is from the annotation of a GenBank genome assembly. NCBI's taxonomy places the organism in Eukaryota, Dinophyceae, Suessiales, Symbiodiniaceae.
AUGCCUGGAAACGCCAAGAGUGGCCUGGGACCCACGCAGCUGCCAGGGCCAGAGUCCCUCUGCAUCGCGCACGCCCUGCGCGAAUUUUGUGGGGCUUACUUGGCCGGCUUUGGCCCCAAGAAGCGGUGGCGGGGCAACCUGUUCAGCAAUAAGGUUGCAGGACCCAACAACAACGUCGAAGCCUACCUCGGCCGGUUCGAGUUCCAAGAUGGCGCCAAAUCACACCGCUACGGCAAGGGAAGGUGGUCCUUGCACGUACACCUCCUGUUCUGGUUCCACAACUUCCGAGCCACCUUCCUGGAAGACGCCAUCUGCGCCGAAAUGCUCGUCGACCCGGUGUACCCACAGUGGAUCGACACUAUCCAAGAAGCCGAUGCUGCCUACGGAAUCAUCACACGGGACUCUCCGUAUCGGGUCUAUGUAGCAUCUUUCUACUUCUGCACCUACACGCUCACCUCUGUGGGCUAUGGGGAUAUCGGGCCCCAGAACAUCUUGGAAAGGACUUUCCUCAGUGGCGUGGUGCUCAUCGCUGGUCUUUCUUGGGCUUACAUCAUCGGCCGCUUCGGCAGGGGUAUCGGUCACUCCAUGGCUUUAUCCGUGACUGCUGAAUGGCUGCAGACGAGUAACUUGAGCCGGCGCCAACAGCGGCAGCACGAGGAGAAUCCGGAGGCCGCCCGUUGGACUUCGACCUGGGGCUCUCCAGGGACUUCCUCUGGCCACACCCCCUCAAAGCAGGGCGGAAGUGCUGGCGCAGCACAGUGGUUCGAUGGAGAAACUUCCAUCCGAGACCGUGUGGACGUAAGAGCCCUGUACCUUAGCGCCUUAGCAGCUAUUGCCAGCCAACGUCCUUCCGAAAGCAACAACAGCAAAGCCUGCUUGCUUGGAGUACUCCCACAGCCAUGGCCUCUGCUGCUUCUGCCAUGA